Anthonomus grandis grandis is the source of this 1848-nucleotide messenger RNA. It is a transcript of the gene Creld, whose product is annotated as cysteine-rich with EGF-like domain protein 2. NCBI's taxonomy places the organism in Eukaryota, Metazoa, Arthropoda, Insecta, Coleoptera, Curculionidae. Bases 305 to 1465 code for a protein of 386 amino acids. The record is from RefSeq and is a predicted model, not a curated record. Gene Ontology annotation, molecular function: calcium ion binding. The transcript has 4 exons.
GUGUCAGUAGAUCUGAUAACCUGCAAGAAUUUGACAGUUUUUGGUUUUGUUAUCCUCCAAAAUUAAAAAUUUGAUUAGUUAUUAUUCUAUUAUAAAUUAACUUAACACUACCCAAAUAACAUCUUUAUAGAUUAGUCUGCCAUCUAAGGUUUAAAUUGGUAUAUAAAUCAUAGAUUAUCAGCUAACACUUUAAAAAAAAAUCAGAGACCCUAAGCUCCUUUGAAGUAAAAUACCAAGUCUGUUAGUGAAGAGAGAUUUUAAUAUUUUAAUUAUAAAAUUAAACUUUGAUUAUCACCGUUUUUACAUGCCAUCUUCAAUGAUGUUGGUUUCUUAUUUACUCCUCAUAUGCAUUUUCCUAACCUCACAUUUCUGGGAAGUUUCAACUACUGGAAAAGUUAAAGAAGAAGAUGCCCUAAAACUGAAGCUGCCUCCUUGUAGAGCCUGUAAAACAUUAGUCGAGUCUUUCAAGAAGGGCUUAGAAAGAACUUCAAGAGGCUUUGAAGGUGGUGAUACAGCAUGGGAAGAGAAAAAUUUGGGUAGCUAUGCCACUAGUGAGGUGAGGUUGGUAGAGAUUCAUGAGAAAUUAUGUACCAACAUUGUUGAGGGUCGAGAUCAGUGCUAUGCCCUCUUGGAAGAAUAUGAUGAGAUUCUAGAACAAUGGUGGUUUAAAAAACAAACGGAUUAUCCCGACCUUCAGACCUACCUGUGCAUUGACCAAAUGCAAGCCUGUUGCCCCGCAGGUCACUUUGGCAAGGACUGUACUCCUUGUGAAGGCUUCCCAGAUCACAUCUGUUUUAACAAUGGCAAAUGUAAGGGCGACGGAACUCGAAAGGGCACUGGGAAAUGCCAGUGUGACCAAGGAUAUACUGGUGAAAAAUGUGACAGUUGCAUUGAAGGAUUUUAUGAAUCAUACAGAGAUGCCAAUAAGGUUUUGUGCACUAUAUGUCAUGCCUCAUGUGACGGAGGUUGCAUUAAGGCAGGACCUGAUGGAUGCAUUAAGUGCAAGAUUGGGUUUAUGCAAAAUAAGGACAGGGCAUGUCGGGAUGUCAAUGAGUGUAUAAUGGGAAAAGACACUUGUAAGUCGACCGAGUUCUGUGUUAACACUGAAGGGAGCUACAAGUGCAUGAAAUGUCAUGACUCAUGUCUGAGUUGCAAGGGAGAUGCUCCAGAUGAAUGUAUUGAGUGUGCAGAGGGGUAUAGGAGGAAAGGCAAUCUUUGUGUUCAUAUCGAAGGUGAAGACCGCCAAAACUACAUUUCAACCACUAGGUACAUCACUUAUUUCGGCCUCUGUGUGUGUACCUGUAUUAUUUUCCAGAAAAAUACUUACCUUGCAGCUAUUGUAGGCAUAUUUGUCGCUGUAUAUAUAACUUUGUCUGAAUAUUUUGUCAACUCACCCGGUUUUCCUGUGGAUGAAUUAAAAGAUCAGCUGAACGAGCAGCUGCAAAAAGCUUUUGGUCGGCAUUAAGUGAUCGAAUAUGAUGACGAAAUAAAAUGACGAAGUAAUGUGUGAUGUUAGGUGCAAUUAUCAGGGUUUAAAAACACUUGUUUUUCGAUAUAGGGAAAUUUAACCCAGGCAUGACUCUAGUCCUUAAGUGUAAACAAUACUAUAUUUAAAUUUAAAAAAAUACAAAUUUGAAAAGUAUGUAAAUAUAUUUUUAGUUUAAUUCCCUAUAAGGAAUUUCACGUGACAGGUGUAUUAUAUUUUAAUUUUGCACGUUACUAGUCGAUAGGAAGCAAUAUACAGGGGUUAAUAUAAAGUAAGUGUUUUGUCAGUAUAUUCAUGUGAUAUUUUUUGUUAACUAGUUUUUUCUUAAUUUAUUGUAUAAUAAAUGUGUUUUUGUUUCCUGA